AGAGACGCGCCAACGUUCAAAGCACGUGUUGGUUGUAAUCAGUGCGAGGAUUGUCGAAUGCCCGACUGUCAAAUAUGCCUCGUUUGUCUAGAUAAAAGAUUUUUCGAUAAUCGCUACAUGACUGGUGCAAUGUGCGCGAAGAAGCGUUGCAAUAAUGCAACGAGCAUCGAACUGCCCGCAGCACAGAACGCCGACCUACGAUUGGUACCAAUUUUUCGUUUUCCAGAACAGACGAUUUAUGUGCGCCUUGCUCCUUCUUUUGACUAG
Gongylonema pulchrum is the source of this 267-nucleotide messenger RNA. NCBI's taxonomy places the organism in Eukaryota, Metazoa, Nematoda, Chromadorea, Rhabditida, Gongylonematidae. The record is from the annotation of a GenBank genome assembly.